Molecule: messenger RNA, 1175 nt
Organism: Micropterus dolomieu (smallmouth bass)
Lineage: Eukaryota; Metazoa; Chordata; Actinopteri; Centrarchiformes; Centrarchidae
Gene: admp
Product: anti-dorsalizing morphogenic protein
Exons: 5
Coding region: 1-1161 (386 amino acids)
Biological process (GO): SMAD protein signal transduction
Cellular component (GO): extracellular region
Molecular function (GO): cytokine activity; growth factor activity
Source: RefSeq, a predicted model, not a curated record
AUGUUGAUGUUUGUGAUCAGCUUUGCCACUUUAGUGUGCGCCGCCGCUGCACGGCCUUCACUUCAUUUCACCGCCGAGAACGAGUCAAAGGAAGUCCGUUCAGCUGCCAUCAAGAGACUUUUGGAGGUUUUUGGGAUGGAGGACCCUCCUGCUAUCCAUGGGCACAAGCAGCCACCACAGUACAUGCUUGAUCUGUACAACACGGUUGCUGAUGUGGACGGUGUGACUAAGGACCCGUAUCUUCUGGAGGGGAAUACUGUGCGCAGCUUUUUUGACAAAUUGCGCAGUGAACAGGUGGAGUUCAGGUUCAACUUGUCCACGGUUGCCAGAACUGAGAAGAUUCUCACUGCAGAGCUCCAUCUUUUCAAGCUGCGACCUCAGGCAACACUGACAUUCCACAGACAUCAUUUCUGCCAGGUUAGUGUUUAUCAGCUGCUUGACACAAGCAAAACCAACAAUACACAAGAGAAGAAGUUGCUGUCUUCUCGCCUCAUCCCAGUUCACUCUACUGGUUGGGAAGUCUUCACCAUUACACAAGCAGUCCGCUCUUGGAUGGUAGAUGAAGGCAGUAACCUGGGGCUCCAUGUGGUGGUUCGGACCCUGGGAGGAAGUCAGAUGGAUAUGAAACUGAUCCGUUUUGCUUCAGGGCGCAACCACCACCAGAGCAAACAGCCCAUGUUGGUCCUCUUCACUGACGAUGGCCGCCGCUCUGCUACUCUUGAAGGCACAGGUGAGCCUUACCCAAAUGAUGCAACAAUCACUUCCAGCCUGCCACAGGCUUCCAUAUCAGGUCCGUCCUCCCGCAGCGCCCGCUCCCUGGACAGCGGGGAGGAAGGUGUGUCUUUGCCUUGCCAGCGUCUGCCCCUCUACGUCGACUUUGAGGAGAUUGGCUGGUCGGGCUGGAUUGUGUCUCCCAAGGGCUACAACGCUUACCACUGCAAAGGCUCCUGCCCCUUCCCUCUGGGUCAGAACAUGAGGCCGACCAACCACGCUACCGUCCAGUCCAUCAUUAACGCCCUGAAGCUGAUCAAAGGCAUUCAGACGCCGUGCUGCAUCCCCGACAAGCUCUUCUCCAUCAACUUGCUCUACUUCGACGAUGAUGAGAAUGUCGUCCUGAAACAGUAUAAUGACAUGGUGGCUGGAAGCUGUGGCUGCCACUGACAUCAACCAGCCAC